ACCUGACAGUACUAGCCGACUGACUGCCUUUUGUUUUGAGCGUAGUCCGUUUGCUACCACCUUUGAAAUAAAUUUGUGCUUUGAGCGUAAGCAUUGUUUAACCCAUUUAGCACUAUAUUAUGUUGAUAGGAAGACGUUAACCUUAUUUUCGUUUGUAAAGCAAAGAAAGCGAACGUUUGGUGAUUCUGUCGGCAUAUUAACUUGCACAACCAACUGACUUGUAGGAAACUGUCAGAAGUGGAGCUAAACCAGUAGGGGGGUCGAUGGUGACGCAGGAAAAACACCCCAAGUGCAGACAAAAAAAUUCAAGGAAGCGAGAUAGCAUACUAGCUCGCAAACCCGGUGCAUACCUUGAAAUCUUACAUGAUAAACGCCGAUAAACAAAACAUGAAAUAGAAAGAUUCAUAGACGGAAUACGUGAACAGAAGACGUCACAUCAAAAUUCUGGUUCUGCAAUGUUCUCUGCAGCCCGCGCUGGCCCUCAGGUGGAGCUUUCCCUCGCAGCCGGCCGCAGGUUCUCCGUCCCUGCCCAGGAGCAGGCAGUGAUUCCUCCCCAGGCCAGGGCCUCCUAAAGCGGACAAGAUUGCCAAGAUCUGCCCCGUGGCGAGCAUGACGGCCACCACCCGAGGCUCUCCUGUCGGCGGCAAUGACAGCCAGGGCCAGGCGCCUGACGCUCAGAGCCCGCCCCCUCCCCCACAGAACCAGACGGCAUCCCCCAGCUCGUCCACAGAGCCUUCCCCGGUCAGCCCAGCGGAGGAGCAGGGCCAGGGCGAUGCUGCCCCCGCCCUGGAGGAGGACGAGCCUGCUUUCCCCCACACAGAUCUGGCCAAGCUGGACGACAUGAUCAACAGGCCUCGCUGGGUUGUACCAGUCCUACCAAAGGGGGAGUUAGAGGUCCUACUUGAAGCUGCUAUCGACCUUAGUAAAAAAGGGCUGGAUGGGAAGUGUGAGGCCUGCCAGAGGUUUUUCCGUGACGGUCUGACCAUCUCUUUCACCAAGAUCCUCACAGACGAGGCCGUGAGCGGGUGGAAGUUUGAGAUUCACAGAUGCAUCAUCAACAACACCCACCGCCUGGUGGAGCUGUGUGUGAGCAAGCUCUCUCAGGACUGGUUUCCUCUGCUGGAGCUGCUGGCCAUGGCCGUCAACCCCCACUGCAAGUUCCACAUCUACAACGGCACACGGCCCUCUGAGACCGUCCCUGCCGGCGCCACGCCGGCCGACGACGAGCUGUACGCGCGCCCCCCCGAUCCCCGUUCGCCCAAGGGAUGGCUGGUGGAUCUCAUCAACAAGUUUGGAACUCUGAAUGGGUUUCAGACCCUCCAGGAUCGCUUCAUGAGUGGACAGGCCCUCAACGUCCAGAUAAUCGCUGCCCUCAUCAAACCGUUCGGGCAGUGUUACGAGUUCCUCACGCUGCACACGGUAAAGAAGUUCUUCCUCCCGGUGAUCGAGAUGGUCCCUCAGUUCUUGGAGAACCUCACGGACGAGGAACUGAAGAAGGAGGCCAAGAACGAGGCCAAGAAUGACGCUCUGUCCAUGAUCAUCAAGUCCCUGAAGAACCUAGCAUCCAGGGUCCCCGGCCAGGAGGAGACCGUGAAGAACCUGGAGAUCUUCCGCCUGAAGAUGAUCCUCAGGUUACUGCAGAUCUCCUCUUUCAACGGCAAGAUGAACGCUCUGAAUGAGGUGAACAAGGUCAUCUCCAGUGUGUCCUACUACACACACCGCCAUGGCAACCCUGAGGAGGAGGAGUGGCUGACGGCUGAACGCAUGGCGGAGUGGAUCCAGCAGAACCACAUCCUGUCCAUCGUGUUGAGGGACAGCCUGCACCAGCCCCAGUACGUGGAGAAGCUUGAGAAGAUCCUUCGCUUUGUCAUCAAGGAGAAGGCUCUGACCAUGCAGGACCUGGACAGCAUCUGGGCGGCUCAGGCUGGGAAACACGAGGCCAUAGUGAAGAACGUCCACGACCUCCUGGCCAAGCUGGCCUGGGACUUCUCCCCUGAGCAGCUGGACCAUCUGUUCGACUGCUUCAAGGCCAGCUGGACCAGUGCCAGUAAGAAGCAGCGUGAGAAGCUGCUGGAGCUGAUCAGGCGGCUGGCGGAGGACGAUAAGGACGGCGUGAUGGCCCACAAGGUGCUCAACCUGCUGUGGAACCUGGCGCACAGUGAUGACGUGCCUGUGGAUAUCAUGGACCAGGCCCUCAGCGCUCACAUCAAGAUCCUGGACUACAGCUGCUCGCAGGACAGAGACACCCAGAAGAUCCAGUGGAUCGACCGCUUCAUCGAGGAGCUCCGGACCAAUGAGAAGUGGGUGAUCCCGGCCCUGAAGCAGAUCAGAGAGAUCUGCAGCCUGUUUGGAGAGGCACCGCAGAACCUCAGUCAGACCCAGAGGAGUCCUCACGUGUUCUACCGCCAUGACCUGAUCAACCAGCUGCAGCACAACCACGCGCUGGUCACCCUGGUGGCUGAGAACCUGUCAGCCUACAUGGAGACCAUGCGCCAGUUCUCCAAAGAGCACGCGGACUUCGACCCCCAGAAUGUGAGGGUGGGGAGCCGAUACAGCCACGUACAGGAAGUUCAGGAAAGACUAAACUUCCUGAGGUUCCUGCUGAAGGACGGCCAGUUGUGGCUCUGUGCUCCCCAGGCCAAGCAGAUCUGGAAGUGUCUGGCUGAGAGUGCUGUCUUCCUGUGUGACCGCGAGGCCUGUUUCAAAUGGUACUCCAAGCUGAUGGGCGACGAGCCUGACCUGGACCCAGACAUCAACAAGGACUUCUUUGAGAACAACGUUCUGCAGCUGGACCCGUCUCUGCUGACAGAGAACGGGAUGAAGUGCUUCGAGAGGUUCUUCAAGGCCGUCAACUGCCGCGAGGGCAAGCUGGUGGCCAAGCGUAGGGCCUACAUGAUGGACGAUCUGGAGCUCAUCGGACUGGACUACCUGUGGAAGCUGAUAACAGCUAAGCUCACCCAGGUGAGUGCCACUGUGCCGUCCAGUCCUGACAGUUCCUCAGACUCCUCCACCGGCUCACCUGGGAACCACGGCAACCACUUCAGCGAGGGCCCCAACCCUGAGGUGGAGAGCUGUCUUCCUGGAGUGAUCAUGUCUCUGCACCUGCGCUACAUCUCCUUCCUGUGGCAGGUGGCCGACCUGGGCUGCACCCUCAACAUGCCCCUGCUCCGAGACGGAGCCAGGCUACUGACCAAGCUCAUGCCCCCAGACACUAGCACGGUGGAGAACCUGCGAGCCAUCUGUCUGGACCACGCCAAGCUGGGGGAGAACAGCCUCAGCCCCACUCUGGACUCCCGCUUCUUCAGCCCCUCGCCUUCCCAAGUGCUUUACCUCACCGAGGUGGUGUACGCUCUGCUCAUGCCCGCCAGUGGCACCCUGGGAGAGGACGCCUGCGACUUCCAGUUCAACUUCCUGAAGAGCGGCGGGCUCCCGCUCGUACUGAGCAUGCUCACCAGGAACAACUUCCUGCCCAGCGCCGACAUGGAGACCCGUCGGGGGGCGUACCUCAACGCCCUGAAGAUCGCCAAGCUGCUGCUCACCGCCGUGGGCUUUGGGCACGUCAAGGCGGUGGCGGAGGCGUGCCAGCCGGUGGUGGAGGGCACCAACCCAGCCUCACCGAUCAACCAGGCCACGCACGACCAGGCUCUGGUGCUGCAGAAUGCGCUCCAGAACAUCCCAAACCCCGCCUCUGAGUGCAUGCUGCGCAACGUGGCCAUCCGGUUGGCUCAGCAGAUCUCUGAAGAGCAGAACUUCUUCCAGGCGUCUAAGUACAUCCCAGACAUCUGUGUGAUCCGGGCGGUGCAGAAGAUCGUGUGGGCGUCUGGCUGCGGCACUGUGCAGCUGGUCUUCAGCUCCAACGAAGACAUCAGCCAGAUCUACGAGAAGACGAACGCGGGGCAGGAGCCAGAUGGGGAGGAUGAGCAGGUGUGCUGCGAGGCCCUGGAGGUCAUGACCCUGUGCUUUGCCCUGCUGCCCACGGCCCUGGACACCCUCAGCAAGGAGAAGGCCUGGCAGACCUUCAUCAUAGACCUGCUGCUGCACUGCCACAGCAAGUCUGUGAGGCAGAUGGCCCAGGAGCAGUUCUUCCUCAUGGCCACCAGGUGCUGCAUGGGCCACAGACCCCUCCUGUUCUUCAUCACUCUGCUGUUCACCGUGUUGGGGACGACAGCCAAAGAGCGGGCCAAGCAGGCGGGAGACUACUUCACCCUGCUGAGACACCUCCUCAACUAUGCCUACAACAGCAACAUCAACCUGCCCAACGCCGAGGUGCUGCUCAACAACCAGAUCGCCUGGCUCAAGAAGAUCAGGGACGAGGUGAAGCGAUCGGGGGAGACUGGGGUGGAGGAGACCAUUCUGGAAGGUCACCUGGGGGUCACCAAGGAGCUGCUCUCUUUCCAGACUCCACAGAAGAAGUUCUACAUCGGCUGUGAGACGGGAGGGGCUAACCUCAUCAAGGAGCUGAUAGAUGACUUCAUCUUCCCAGCGUCUAACGUGUUCCUGCAGUACAUGAAGAGUGGGGAGUUCCCCCCUGAGCAGGCCAUCCCUGUGUGCAGCAGCCCUGCCUCCAUCAACGCUGGCUUGGAGCUGCUGGUGGCGCUGGCGGUGGGCUGCGUACGCAACCUCAAGCAGAUCGUCGACACGCUAACCGACAUGUACUACCUAGGCUGUGAGUCUCUGACGGAGUGGGAGUACCUGCCCCCAGUAGGCCCGCGGCCCACCAAGGGCUUCGUGGGCCUGAAGAACGCGGGCGCCACCUGCUACAUGAACUCAGUCAUCCAGCAGCUCUACAUGAUCCCACCCAUACGCAACGGUAUCCUGGCCGUGGAGGGAACCGGGACCGACGUGGACGAAGAGACGUCAGGAGAUGAGAAGCAGGAGAGCGAGAGUAACGCUGACCCUCGGGACGAGGUGUUUAGCUACAGCCACCAGUUAGACGACAAGCCAAAGUCUGAGGACAGGAAGGAGUACAACAUGGGGGUGCUGCGCCACCUGCAGGUCAUCUUUGGUCACCUGGCCGCCUCCAGGCUGCAGUACUACGUCCCCAGAGGGUUCUGGAAGCAGUUCAGGUUGUGGGGGGAGCCGGUGAACCUGCGCGAGCAGCACGAUGCGCUGGAGUUCUUGAACUCCCUGGUGGACAGUCUGGACGAGGCUCUGAAAGCCCUGGGACAUGCCUCCAUGCUCAGCAAGGUGCUGGGGGGCUCCUUCGCUGACCAGAAGAUCUGCCAGGGCUGUCCUCACAGGUAUGAGUGUGAGGAGUCCUUCACCACGUUGAACGUGGACAUCAGAAACCACCAGAACCUUCUGGACUCCAUGGAGCAGUACGUGAAGGGAGACCUGCUGGAGGGGGCCAACGCCUACCACUGUGAAAAGUGCAACAAGAAGGUGGACACGGUGAAGAGGCUGCUCAUUAAGAAGCUGCCCCCGGUCCUGGCCAUCCAGCUAAAGCGCUUCGACUACGACUGGGAGAGGGAGUGUGCCAUCAAGUUCAACGACUACUUUGAGUUCCCCCGAGAGCUGGACAUGGAGCCCUACACCGUGGCGGGCGUGGCCAAGCUGGAGGGGGAUGAUGGGAACCCAGAGAGCCAGAUGAUCCAGCAGAACGAGCCGUCUGAGCCCGACCCCCCUGGCUGCAGUUCCCGCUACCGCCUGGUGGGGGUGCUGGUGCACUCGGGCCAGGCCAGUGGGGGACAUUACUACUCCUACAUCGUCCAGCGAGACGGCUCCGGGGGCGACAGCGGCCAGCGAGACGUCUCCGGGGGCGACAGCGGCCAGAAAGACCGCUGGUACAAGUUUGACGACGGCGACGUGACUGAGUGCAAGAUGGACGACGAGGAGGAGAUGAAGAGCCAGUGCUUUGGGGGAGAGUACAUGGGGGAGGUGUUUGACCACAUGAUGAAGAGGAUGUCGUACCGCCGGCAGAAGCGCUGGUGGAACGCCUACAUCCUGUUCUACGAGAGGAUGGACACGCAGGGAGGAGCCCCGGCCGACGCCGAGCUGGCCAAGUGCAUCUCCGAGCUCACCGUCUCUCCACCCAGCACCCCGCCACAGGUGAAGAUGCCAGGGGCCAUCGAGUGCAGCGUGAGGAAGCAGAACGUGCAGUUCAUGCACAGCCGCAUGCAGUACAGUCUGGAGUACUUCCAGUUCAUCAAGAAACUGCUCACCUGCAACAGCGUCUACCUCAACCCUCCUCCAGGUCAGGACCACCUGUUACCUGAGGCGGAGGAGAUUGCCAUGAUCAGCAUCCAGUUGGCAGCUCGCUUCCUGUUUAGCACGGGCUUCCACACCAAGAAGGUGGUCCGAGGGCCAGCCAGCGACUGGUAUGAUGCUCUCUGCAUCUUGCUGCGUCACAGUAAGAACGUCCGCUGCUGGUUCUCCCACAGCGUGCUGUUCUCCUACCCCACACGCUUCUCAGAGCACCUGCUGGAGUGUCCGAGUGCAGAGGUGCGCGGGGCCUUCGCCAAGCUCAUCGUCUUCAUCGCACACUUCUCCCUGCAGGACGGGCCCUGCCCCGCCCCCACCACCUCCCCGGGGGGCACCGCACAGGCGUGUGAUAACCUGAGUCUGAGCGACCACCUGCUGAGAGCAGUGCUCAACCUGCUGAGGAGGGAGGUGUCAGAGCACGGACGCCACCUGCAGCAGUACUUCAACCUGUUCGUCAUGUAUGCCAACCUGGGCUUGGCAGAGAAGAGCCAGCUGUUGAAGUUGAAUGUUCCUGCCACCUUCAUGCUGGUGGCCCUGGACGAGGGCCCGGGGCCCCCCAUCAAGUACCAGUACGCUGAGCUGGGCAAGCUGUACACCGUGGUGUCCCAGCUGCUGCGCUGCUGCGACGUGUCUGCUCGCAUGCAGUCCUCCAUCAACGGUAACCCAGCCCUGCCCAACCCCUAUGGAGACCCCAGCCUCACGGCUCCCAUCACCCCCCUGCAGCAGCUGGUUGCAGAGAUCCUGUUUGUGAGAACGAGCUACGUGAAGAAGAUCAUCGAGGACUGCAGCAACUCGGAGGAGACGGUGAAGCUGCUGCGCUUCAGCUGCUGGGAGAACCCCCAGUUCUCCUCCACCGUGCUCAGUGAGCUGCUCUGGCAGGUGGCGUACUCCUACACCUACGAGCUCAGGCCUUACCUGGACCUGCUGCUACAGAUCCUGCUCAUCGAGGACUCCUGGCAGACACACAGGAUCCACAACGUUCUUAAGGGUAUCCCUGACGACCGUGACGGGCUGUUCGACACCAUCCAGCGCUCCAAGAACCACUACCAGAAACGAGCCUACCAGUGUAUCAAGUGCAUGGUGGCCCUCUUCAGUACCUGCACUGUGGCAUACCAGAUCCUGCAGAGCAACGGGGACCUGAAGCGUAAGUGGACGUGGGCGGUGGAGUGGCUGGGUGACGAGCUGGAGAGGAGGCCGUACACAGGGAACCCCCAGUACACCUACAACAACUGGUCUCCUCCCGUCCAGAGCAACGAAACAUCUAACGGCUACUUCCUGGAGCGCUCCCACAGCGCUCGCAUGACGCUGGCCAAGGCCUGCGAACUCUGCCCUGAGGAGGAGCCCGAUGACCAGGAGGCUCCAGAUGAUCAUGACUCCUCCCCUCCCGAGGACACUGCACUGUACCCCCAUCCUCCUGCUGGCACACAGUACCAACAGAACAACCUCCCUCACGGGCAGCCUUACACCGGGCCAGCCGCUCAGCACAUGAACGCACCCCAGCGUCCCCCCCAGAGAGCGCAGGAGUCCUGGGAGACCACGGAGGAGGGGGUUCCCCCUCCGGUCCAGACGAAAGAGUAACAACACGACAGCAGGACCCCCCCCUCCCCCCUUCCAACCCUCAUCCUCUCAUCCAAACUUCUCUGCUCACCAAAUGUUACCCGGUGGGAGAGCAAGGCUGUAGCACUCCUGUCCAACUGUCCAAGGAGACUCCUAACCCGCCACCUCUGACCCCGGACCGUGCCACAUUCUGCUCUCAAGUUCUGCUCGUAGUGUUUAAAAAAAACCUAAACAGAUGUGGGGAUGGAAGGCAUUCAACUCUCUCUGGCUCGCUCUCUCUCCCGCCCCUCGCUCUCUCCAGCCCACACAGAGAGAGAGCGAGAGAGAGAGAGAGAGCUGCUGAUAGAGUCUGGAGGUGCAGCGCUGCCUGCAGGCGAUGGUGAUACGGACAUUUCAGUUCCAUGGAGACUAAAGACAAUGUUGUGAUGUUCAGGAAGCUGUAUGGGAUGGCGGAGGUGUACAUAGUGUGUUCAAGUGGAUAGUUCAACAAACUUCCACCUAGAUGCUCAACCCCACCCUUAUUGGGAGAAGGCUGCCAUGCUGGCCCUGGAUACCCCACCCCCUGUCAUAUGGAAAUGGGUCUGGAGGAAUAAAUAUAGAAUUAAAGGAGGGAAUAGAAUUUUUGGGUUUUGGCGUGAGUGAGGUUGGGCUGACGAGGUGGAUGCUGACAGCUUCCUGCUUCCUGAAGUGAUUAGAUCUCUCGCUGUCAUGUUGUGUGGGGUCUUGACUGACAUUGUUUGCAAAAGACAGGGGUGGCUUUUGGUUGGAUUGUAAAGUGAAGUUUGUCUCUCUCAAGCAUCUCUCUCCCUUCCCUCUCUUUAUCCUGUUUUCUAAAGCUACUAUUUCUGCUUGUCAUUUAUAAGUGAGGACAUUUUGAGUGAACCAGUAUAAUCUGUGUGAGUCAGUUUACAGCAGCAGUGUGCGGUUGUACUCGUUUCCAAAUGGAUGGAACACAGAACUACAAUAUAACUGUGCUGCUUACCAGCUGUCUCGCUUCUUUCUUCACUUGUCCUACUUGAACACAGCCACAGUCUUACAACUCUCGCCCAUUAACCGACAAAAAGUUCUAGAGUAACUGCCUGUACGCUUACUGACUCGCUAAACCGAGUCUUCUAGAGUGUUCUUUAAGACUUCUGUACGCGACACCAGUAGACACUGUGCUUCAGUGGUAAUAUGAAUGUGUGGUUUGUAAUUAUUUUCCCUUUGUUUUUGGAGCAAUUUCUUGAAAUUGUCAAAAUGUUGCAGAGUUUUCCCUCAGCCCUUGUUUUAAAGACUCCUAUGCUGUUAUGCUUAUUUUAAUUUCAUUUGUAUGUUUUUUGUUAGUUUUUUUCCACAUGGAAAGAAAAUGCAAAGAAUCAGUUCAUUGAAUAGGAACUUUGAUCCUGUCACUUGGAAGGUGAUUAUACUUUUCAGAGUUGUGUGCUCUGAGUGGCGUCACUAGGUGUGGCCAUGGUGUGAAUCCCAGAGCCGACACACACAUUUUGCUGUGUUUUUCUAUGUCCUAGUACAGUUCCCACCACCAAGGAUGCAUAGAAAAUGCUAUCUGGACAUUGUUCUUAUAUCAUCUAUGGUACAGUGUAAAUACAUAAUGCACGCAAAAAAAAGAAAGAAAAUAAACUGGAUAUUGUGUUCAGUGGAAUUGCCAACAGUACUUUACAUUAACCCAAGGAAGUUGAAAACCCAAGACUGGAGUUGACACAAAAUGUCUGCCAAAACCAAAACUGGCCUGUAAGGAUGAGGUGAACGAGAUGCAGCUGCCUCCACCAUGAGCAUCCUGGGGGAUAAACGGCAGUGUGUGAAGGAUGACGCUGGUUGUGGAGCCCCUGGGGGGAAUAGAAAGCGUUCAGAAUGUUGGAUCCUUCCAGAACCCAGCCCAUAGCACUACACAUCCCUGGCUUCUCACUUCUUCCAUUUAAGAAUGCUUUAUUUUAAGACUGCAACGUCUUACUGCUUUUCUUUGUUUGUUUGUUUUUUUGUUGUUGUAAAUUGUCGAUUCAGGAUCAGAUAUGCCUUUUGAUUUUGUUUGUAUUUUGUUUGAAUAAUACAAAAGCUCUUUUGUGAAACAUGCAUGGAUGGUUAUACGCCCCCAAUCUGCCUUAGAGCACUGUACAAACCCAGCACACUGUAAAAUUAUACUUUAAGAAAAGGAAAAAUAAAUCGUAUUUGAAUUA
Messenger RNA from Hypomesus transpacificus, 9929 nucleotides. Its product is annotated as probable ubiquitin carboxyl-terminal hydrolase FAF-X. Lineage: Eukaryota; Metazoa; Chordata; Actinopteri; Osmeriformes; Osmeridae. The transcript is spliced from 45 exons. The coding region runs from base 610 to 7779 and encodes 2389 amino acids. Gene Ontology annotation, molecular function: cysteine-type deubiquitinase activity; cysteine-type endopeptidase activity. Gene Ontology annotation, cellular component: cytosol; nucleus. Gene Ontology annotation, biological process: cell migration; protein deubiquitination. The record is from RefSeq and is a predicted model, not a curated record.